Molecule: messenger RNA, 324 nt
Organism: Saccharomycodes ludwigii
Lineage: Eukaryota; Fungi; Ascomycota; Saccharomycetes; Saccharomycodales; Saccharomycodaceae
Exons: 1
Coding region: 1-324 (107 amino acids)
Source: RefSeq, a predicted model, not a curated record
AUGAACUCACAACAGCAACAAGAGCAAAGACAAAAGGAAAUAUCAUGUCCAAAUGAGGAUAUUGAGUGCUUUAAUAAUGACAACAUGAAUAGUAAUGCUAUUGAAAAAACUGAUGUAUUAUUUCAACACAAUAAUAAAGGUGCCGAGAAACUUACAGAUGAAAUAUCACAAGAACUAGUGAAUCACGACAUGGAUCAAGUGUUUUUAGUCCAUUUUAAUGAGCGUGAGCAAUUUCAGUACAUGGUUACGGAACAAGAUUAUAAAAUAGAUGUAUUAAUGGAUUUAGCACAACAGGCUGUUGGAUUAACUGAAAUAUAUUUAUAG